AUGGCAUUUCAAACAGGUUUUGGUUUUUUUGAGACGGCAUUUCAAAUGGGUAUGUUUUGGUUUCUCUCAGACAGCAUUUUAAACGGGUAUGUUGAUUUUUUUGGUCUGGACUUUGAAUGGACUUUUGGACCAGUUUUGGACUUUAUAGAAGGGACUUUGAACUGGUAUGUUAGUUUCUUUGGGGAGUGUUUGGAUUAG
Molecule: messenger RNA, 198 nt
Organism: Funneliformis mosseae
Lineage: Eukaryota; Fungi; Glomeromycota; Glomeromycetes; Glomerales; Glomeraceae
Source: the annotation of a GenBank genome assembly